Molecule: messenger RNA, 2679 nt
Organism: Monosiga brevicollis MX1
Lineage: Eukaryota; Choanoflagellata; Craspedida; Salpingoecidae
Exons: 11
Biological process (GO): double-strand break repair via nonhomologous end joining; DNA recombination; interstrand cross-link repair
Molecular function (GO): DNA ligase (ATP) activity; damaged DNA binding; 5'-3' DNA exonuclease activity
Source: RefSeq, a predicted model, not a curated record
AUGGCGAGCUCCUUGGACCCAAACGUGGUGCCCGGCACCGGCUUUCUGGUGGACUGCUUCCGCGACAAGAAGAAAAUCGCCGCAGGCCAGAAAUUUUUCCUCUCUCAUUACCAUGCCGAUCACUAUGGCGGUUUGAAUGACAAGUGGGCUGCGGGCCCCAUCUACGCGUCCCCACCCACCGCACGCCUUGUGAUCGACUUUCUUGAAGUUGACCCCAAAUGGAUUCAUGAGCUUCCGUUCGAUGAGACCCAUACCAUCGAUGAUGUCGAGGUGACGUUGAUGGACGCCAACCACUGUCCUGGCGCAGCCAUGCUGCUCUUCGGGGUGCGCAACCAACACGCCCCCGAGCAGCGCAUGUAUCAUCUACACACGGGCGAUUGCCGGUUCCACCCACGCAUGCUGGAUCAUCCAACCCUUCAAGGCAUCCACAUUGAAAAUUUAUACCUGGACACGACCUACGCCAACCCAAAGUAUACGUUUCCGCCACAGGAAGAUACCAUUGAAUUCUGUGCUCGCACCAUCGCCGCCGAAUUGGAGGCCCACCGAGGCCGCACCCUUGUGCUGGUGGCCACGUAUAGUAUCGGCAAGGAGAAGAUUUUACUUCGCGCACACGAACUCGUUGGCGCUCGAGUGGAGGUGACGGAACGCAAGUGGAAAAUGCUCAACCAUUGCCUUCCCAUUGCCAACCUUGAAACAAUCUUUACAACGGAGCAUCUGCCGGCGCAUGUGACCACCACGCAGGCGGCCAGUGUUCGCAUUGUCGGAUGGCACGAGCUGGGAAACAUGGCUCCCGGUGGCUGGACCUUCCUGCCCGACUAUCCCAAGCUUCAUGAGAUGCUCGACUUUUACGCUUCACGAUUCGAUCGCAUUGUGGCAUUCUACCCCACUGGAUGGACCUACACGCUGUCGCAAGCAGUGCGCGAGCGUCAAGCCAUCACAGCCUCUCAAUCCCAUGCCCAAACUCUGGCUGAGGCUAGCACAGAGGCUCGGGCACACUUGACAGCACGACCUGCCGUUUUGCAUGCCGCUGAGACCAAGAACAAGGUCACAGUCUACACAGUCCCAUACUCGGAGCACUCAAGUUUUGAUGAGUUACGCGCCUUGGUGUCUGGCAUCCGGCCCACCAACGUGGUUCCGACCGUCUUGGGAGGAGCGCGCGACACGAGCAAGCAAGCGCGCCUCCGCCGUGUCACCGCCCUGUUUGCUGACCUCUGCAAUCGCACCAAGGCGACCCGCGCCUUCGUCCAGAUGAUUCAAGGCGAGCGGCAAAAUAGUUUGCGUCGACGCCAACGUUCAGACACCACACCCAGCCUUGCCAGCACCGCCUCUGAACAAGACCUGCAAGAGCCCAGUGAUGAAUUUGAUCCACCCACAAAAUAUAAAGGCAACGGUGAUGAUAAGAUCGCGCUACCCUUUCACCCUGACCUGGAGCAUAAGCCUGGCUUAGCAGCAGGCCAGGAUAGCAAGCUUGGCCCACAAACGAGGCAACGUGCAUGCGGCGCCUCAGAACCCGGGGCUCUGGCCCAGACUUUACCUCAAUCACCAGCUGUCAAAAAGGAAAAGCUCGCGGCUCAGCCGUCCCCAGCGCCGAAAAAUGUUUCAAACCAUGUCCCGUGCCCAAGCUGUGGAUUACCCGUGGCUUUCGCCCAAAUGAACACCCACCUCGAUACGUGCCUUGGAUCUGCUCUGCCUCAUGGUAGCCCCAAGGACUCGGCUCAUAGAGGACGAGAGCCCAUCUGCCUUUCGGACGACGAAGAUGAGGAACCCGAGUGCGCCAAGCGCGGUGAUGGUGCGAUGAAGGUGGAUUCCGCUAGCACAGCAGGGACAUCCUCUCCGCUGAUGGAAGAUGAUUCCAGCUCUGCUCAGGAUCAAAUAGCUCAAUUACGCACUAUACUGGGUGCCCAUGCUCUUACGAAAUCGGGCGCCUCCCGCUUGUUGGUGCGGGCUCAUGGGGAGCUGGACCAAGCUGUCAAUCUUUUCUUCGACGAGACGUCAGGCUUGACGUCGCCUCCUGCUCAACCCGGCACCCAGGAUACUAACCUUACAGAUUCACCGACGCGUCAGACAAAGCCCACAGGCAAGCGCAAGCAAGCCUCGUUACUGACCUUUUUCCAAUCCCCACCUGCCAAAAAUGCCAAGCAACGAGCCGCCGCCACCAGCUCGCCACGGACUGGUGCGACAGCUUCACACCACGUGGCCCCCACCGAAGCUGAGCGCGACGUCGGCUCAGAACAACCGCCUAUUCCAAAUGCCAAGCCAACACGGGCGCCCGUGCCGUUGGUGGCCUCUGCUACACCAGCUGAUGCGGCAGAUACCGCCAAUGUGGGAAGUGAUGAUGUUCACUACCGUAUCCUUGCCAAUGCAUUCGAAGAGCUGGUUGCAACUCGCUCCCGCCUCAAGAUCACGAGCAUCCUGGCCGACACGUUUCGCACGGUUUUGCGCCGUACUCAGAGCAGCAAACACCCUAUUGGCGACCCACAGGUUCUCAUUGCCGCCGUCUACCUGACGACCAACCAUAUCGCGCCCUCUUUUCACGGCAUUGAGCCCAUGCUGGGCAAGAUCACGCGCGACCUGGGCGAAGUCAUGACUCGACUUGCCCAUAAGGAAUUUCAGGCGGAUUUCAAGUAUGAUGGAUGUCGAGCCCAGAUUCACUUGGAAACUCCCACCAAGCUGCGCCAG